Molecule: messenger RNA, 512 nt
Organism: Caenorhabditis auriculariae
Lineage: Eukaryota; Metazoa; Nematoda; Chromadorea; Rhabditida; Rhabditidae
Source: the annotation of a GenBank genome assembly
AUGUCGGCGUCUACCAUGGAAGCGACUCAAACAAAGGUUUCAGCUUUUUUUUGUUAUUGAGAUGUUUUACUUCGUUUAAUUUCAAUUUUACUGUUUUUUUCAAAGGUGAAAACGGCUGUCGACGGCAUGAUCGACGACAUUGAUCGUAAGUACUUGAGAGACAUGCAAAAAAGCAUGUUUCUUUGCUCUGCCAAGUGAGUUUAAACUUUUUCAAUCUGGAUAGUUGAUAUUUGAUUUUAGAUGUUGUGAUAACAAGAGCAGCAACCGAGAAAUAGUCGAAAAUUGCGUUGAACGGUGUAACGACGGAAUGAAAAAGGCGCAGAAGACGCUGGAAAAAGAACUCGGCGGCCUUCAGGUUACAUUUUUUAUCGGGAUUUUCUUACAUUUUUUUUUUCAAAUUGUUGAACUUGGAUGUUCAGGACCAACUUUCCCGCUGUGCCAUGACGUGUUACGACAAACUUGUACAAAACUUCGGUCCUGACGUCAACAAAUACACAGAUUCACAGGUAUGA